This is a messenger RNA of Fragaria vesca subsp. vesca, 2088 nucleotides long. RefSeq names its product splicing factor U2af small subunit A-like. Gene Ontology annotation, cellular component: U2AF complex; spliceosomal complex. The coding region runs from base 34 to 957 and encodes 307 amino acids. The transcript has 6 exons. NCBI's taxonomy places the organism in Eukaryota, Viridiplantae, Streptophyta, Magnoliopsida, Rosales, Rosaceae. The record is from RefSeq and is a predicted model, not a curated record. Gene Ontology annotation, molecular function: metal ion binding; pre-mRNA 3'-splice site binding. Gene Ontology annotation, biological process: mRNA splicing, via spliceosome.
AACCCUAUUUCAGAGAACACAAAAAGGGUAGCGAUGGCGGAGCACUUGGCUUCAAUCUUCGGGACGGAGAAGGACAGAGUGAAUUGCCCCUUCUACUUCAAAAUUGGCGCGUGCAGGCACGGCGAUCGCUGCUCCAGGCUCCACACCAAGCCCAGCGUCAGCCCAACGCUGUUGCUAUCCAACAUGUAUCAGAGGCCCGAUAUGAUCACCCCCGGCGUCGACGCUCAGGGCCAACCUAUCGACCCCCGCAAGAUGCAAUCCCACUUCGAGGAAUUUUAUGAGGAUCUCUUUCAAGAGUUGAGUAAGUAUGGGGAAAUCGAAAGCCUGAAUGUCUGCGACAACCUUGCUGACCACAUGGUGGGCAAUGUGUAUGUUCAGUUUCGGGAGGAAGAACAUGCUGCAAACGCACUCAAGAAUCUGACUGGAAGAUUUUAUGCUGGGCGUCCUAUCAUUGUGGACUUCUCUCCGGUGACAGACUUCCGUGAAGCCACCUGCAGGCAAUAUGAGGAAAAUACAUGCAAUCGUGGUGGAUACUGCAAUUUUAUGCAUCUGAAAAGGAUUGGGAGGGAAUUGAGACAUGAAUUAUUUAGGAACUACUGGCGAAGGCAUAGCCGGAGUCGAAGCAGGAGCCGCAGCCCUUACAGGCAUCGUAGUUAUGAAGAACGCUCCCAUGGUAGCCAUGGUCAUAGCAGAAGGUAUGAUGAUGAGGAUCACUAUCUUGAGAGAAGGAACAGGACCAUAAGCCCUGGUCGAAGUAGGCAGGAACACAGUAGAAGCAGGAGCACUGAAAGGAGGAGGAGAAGGCAUCCCAGUCCAGUUAGAGAAGGCAGUGAGGAGAGAAGAGCCAAAAUUGAGCAGUGGAACAGGGAAAGAGAACAAAAGGAAACUGCAUCUAAGUUCAGCCCUGCCAAUAAUGGGCAUGUUCAAACUGAAAAUCAUGAGAAUGGCUACGAGUAACAACUUCAUUUGCAGCACAGCCAGAUUGAGUAGGGUGGUGUGCAGGUUAACACUACUGUGAUAUGAAUUUGAAAUGACUUUGCAUUCAUAUUGUGUGACUGCAUGCGUUUAGCUGUCAUUACCAUAUUAAACCUAAAACAACUGAACUCUAGUGUCACCUAUGAUAGUGAUAAUUGCAUUGUGUUUAUGUAGAAGCAGAGCUAACUUCUCUUUCCCCUUGAGGAAAGAGAAAUGCUCUUGGAGACCAAACUGUAGGAGUUGCUAUCUAUGUGUUUAUUUUUGAGUCUAUGGUUGGCUCAUCUUGGAACCUUCAAGUUGAAGCUUCCAUACUGCCACCCCUUGCUAGCUUAUAAACCAUUCACUGUAGUAUAAAGUUUUUGCUUUUGCUUCUGACGCUAACUGCCAGUUGAUGCAAAUCUAGAGAAACAAGGGAUAGAAAGAAAAUAAGUACAUGGAAAGCAACUGUAAAUAUUAUUUCCUCAUUGGAGAAGUUCUUUUAUAUCUAAAUCUGGAAAGUACCUUAGUUUUUUAGAAUGCUCUGAUAAUUAGCCAUCCUUGAACUUCUGAGUGAACUAAUUCUGCUUAGUUAAAUUAAAGACUGCCCAACUUAACUUUUCUUUCAGGUGUCGCUAUAGAUUUUCAUAUAGGCAAGUCUGGUGUUUUUUUUUUUUCCAUCUUUGCUUGCGUUGCAUACAUUUUAUAGUCGGGGGUUCCUUGAGCACCACAAUCAAAGACUAGUGGAACUAGUGAAGGAUCAGAGUAUAUUAUGGUUUGGGUUUCUUUUCUUCUCUCUUUAAUCUUUACUUGUAUUAUUUGCAAAGAUGAUAGUUGUGGUCUUACAUCAUUUACUACUUUUGCAGAUUGCAGCUUACCAUGGAAUUUGUUUACAGGUUGGCUUGUGCAGCGUGUGUUUGCAGGAAUCGUUGUUGUCUAAUCAUGGUGCAGGUCGGAUGUGGUGCCAAUGUUUCUUUUCAUUGUAGUUUCUGUUUUUGAUUCUGACGGUAUCGCUGUGGGAUUGUACUAAGGAAUCCCUUGUAGUAAUAUUUUCUUGUGGAGACGAUAACUUCUACAGAUUUUUAAUCCGUUGUGUAAGUCUUGGAAUGAUGACUGGUAUUGUAUUCUCUUUUUGGA